CUAAGGUUUUGGGUUGAAAUUGAAUCCAUAGACAAGAAUUCAGAUUGCGAUCAUUUCACUAAUUUGAUUAGAAGAAACGAUAUUCUAAUAAAUUUGUUUAUGCAUGUUAGGAUUGGGAAUAAAUCUUAAAUAUAAAUCUUGAAAGAGACUUUACCAAAGUAUUCUAAACCAAAUAAUACUGUUUGUAGAGUUAAGAAAAUCAUAAGGGUUGCCUAGAAUUAUGCUGAUUUGCACUUUAAAUAUUGAGACUAAUUCAGAUAGUUUAAUUUAAGAAAAGGUUUCAAACUAUAUUAUCUCCAUAAUCAUAAUGUUAUGUGGGUCAUUCCCAACUUUUUAAUAAGACAAGUGAA
Messenger RNA from Paramecium octaurelia, 350 nucleotides. NCBI's taxonomy places the organism in Eukaryota, Ciliophora, Oligohymenophorea, Peniculida, Parameciidae. The record is from the annotation of a GenBank genome assembly.